Penicillium verhagenii is the source of this 843-nucleotide messenger RNA. RefSeq lists its product as uncharacterized. The transcript has 6 exons. Lineage: Eukaryota; Fungi; Ascomycota; Eurotiomycetes; Eurotiales; Aspergillaceae. Gene Ontology annotation, biological process: protein phosphorylation; regulation of mRNA processing; spliceosomal complex assembly. The record is from RefSeq and is a predicted model, not a curated record. Bases 1 to 843 code for a protein of 280 amino acids. Gene Ontology annotation, molecular function: protein kinase activity; ATP binding.
AUGUUUUCUCACCAGCGGAUUCUUGGUAAACUUGGGUUUGGAACUACUUCCACAGUAUGGCUCGCUCGUGAUCUUGAAGGCCAUCGAUAUGUGACGCUCAAAAUCUAUACUCGUAAUGAAGGAAACCAGGAAGAGUUCCAGAUCGAUAAGCAACUAGAUCAAGGGAAUUCUUGGCACCCUGGCCAUGAUCAUGUAAGGAAAGCACUGGAUAUCUUCAUAAUCCCCUCUUCGGGCGGUGGCCAUCCGUGUCUUGUCCAGAAUCCGAUGUGGGAGAGCUUCAAAGACCUCCUCUACCGCAACCCCAGCCAUCGAUUUACUGAAGAUCUCCUCAAAGCUGGUCUUAUGCAAAUAUUUCUUGCGCUUGACUAUCUGCAUACCGAAUGCAAGCUUGUCCAUACAGACACCAAAAGUGAUAACAUUCUCCAGGAGAUAGGAGAUAAAUCUAUCCUUGAAAGUUCUACCCAGGCUGAGCUACAGAGCCCUUCACCCCGCAAAAUUAUAUGGGACUUAUUCGAAGGGAGACACCUAUUCUAUGGAAAUGACCCUGAUGGCAAAGGGUAUUCAACCCGGGCACAUCUUGCGGAAGUCAUGGGUAUUCUAGGAUCACCUCCUUUAGAUAUGCUCCAGCGUGGGAAACGAAGCCAAGAGUUCUUUACGAGCGAUGGGAAAUGGAAGCAGGACAUAGAAAUCCCGACAGAGGUCAGUUUGGAGCUGUCGGAAGAGUUUCUCGAGGGAGAAAACAAGGAGAUGUUUAUGGCUUUCAUGAGAAGUAUGCUUCAGUGGCGCCCGGAAGACAGGAAGACAGCGAAGGAGCUAUUUCGGGAUCCAUGGUUGAAUAGCUAG